UUGGUCUGUUUGCAAUACAAGAUUAGUUAGCUAUUGUAAUACGACACGAGUCGUAGACAGACAGGCAGUAGCCCGUGGUCGAGACAAAGCGUCGCAGACGUAAGCUAGCUAACGCAGUGAACCCCAGUUCAGGCAUCGAGUGUUGUGAACCAUGGCCGUCGCAGCAGCCCAGAAGAACCGCGAGAUGUUCGCCAUCAAGAAGUCCUACAGCAUCGAGAACGGGUAUCCGUCCCGUCGUCGAUCGCUGGUAGACGAUGCCCGCUUCGAAACACUCGUCGUCAAACAGACCAAACAGAGUGUUCUGGAAGAGGCUCGAGCCCGUGCUAAUGACUCUGGCUUAGACGAUGAUUUAAUCCAAGAUCCUCAUUACAACGGCGAGAAGAAUGUAGACAACCAAUAUGAGGAGAAAAAUGAUGCAGCAAACGAUAACAGCGCAAAAGCUGAUGAUGACUACACUUUGACAGAAGAGGAAGUGAUCCUACAGAAUGCGGCUAGCGAAAGUCCUGAGGCCGAACAGGCUAUCCAGCAGGCCGCUAUUUUGCUCCGCCUGCGAGAAGGAAUGGGCUCCCUCGCUCGCAUCCUCAAAACCAUCGACAACUACAAAGGUUGCGUGGAACACCUCGAAACCCGCCCCUCACAAGUGAGCGGCAACCAGUUCGACGCCCUCGUGAAAGUCAGCAUGACCAGAGUCAACCUUCUGCAGCUGAUCCGCUCCCUGCGUCAAUCCACCUCCUUCGCCGGGGUCAACCUCAUCUCCGACAGCAACAUCUCCAACAAAACCCCAUGGUUUCCACGCCAUGCGUCCGAUCUCGACAACUGCAACCAUCUGAUGACCAAAUACGAGCCGGAACUCGACAUGAACCACCCGGGCUUCGCCGACAAGGAGUACAGGGCUCGUAGGAAGGACAUCGCGGAGAUCGCGUUCGGUUACAAAUACGGGGACCCGAUCCCGUCCAUCGUGUACACUGAGUCGGAGAACUCGACCUGGCAGCGAGUGUUCAACACCGUGCUGGACCUGAUGCCCAAGCACGCCUGCAAGGAGUACAAGGUCGCGUUCGAGAAGCUCCAGGCGGCGGACAUCUUCGUGCCCCACCGCAUCCCUCAGCUCGAGGACGUGAGCAACUUCCUGCGGCAGCACACCGGCUUCACGCUGCGCCCCGCCGCCGGCCUGCUCACAGCCCGGGACUUCCUCGCCUCGCUCGCCUUCCGCGUCUUCCAGUCCACGCAGUACGUCCGCCACUCCAACUCGCCCUUCCACACGCCCGAACCGGACUGCAUCCACGAGCUCCUCGGACACAUCCCCCUCCUAGCUGACCCUGGCUUCGCUCAGUUCUCACAGGAGAUCGGUCUCGCUUCCCUCGGCGCCUCAGACGCAGAAAUCGAAAAGUUAUCCACUGUAUACUGGUUCACCGUUGAAUUCGGACUAUGCAAGGAGAACCAACAGCUGAAAGCGUACGGUGCAGCUCUGCUGUCAUCCAUCGGAGAGCUUCUUCACGCACUCAGUGACAAACCGGAAUUGAGGCCUUUCGAACCAGCAUCCACCUCGGUGCAACCCUACCAAGACCAGGAGUACCAGCCCAUCUACUACGUGGCAGAAAGCUUCGAAGAUGCCAAAGACAAAUUCAGACGCUGGGUGUCAACGAUGUCGAGGCCGUUCGAGGUGCGAUUCAACCCCCACACAGAGCGCGUGGAAGUACUAGACUCGGUCGACAAGCUGGAGACCCUCAUCUGGCAGCUCAACACCGAGAUGCUCCACCUUACCAACGCUAUUCAGAAGCUAAAGGGCUCGCGAUUCGAGUGAACCCCGACACCAGAGGCCGGCUCGACUCGACUCGGCGCGACUCGAUUCGACCGACUCGACUCGGGCCUUCGACAAUUUUAGUGAUUUGUAUAGCUAGUGAUAUCGUAAUGUAAGACUGUCGUGAGUGUGCGUGAGGCCAUCGGAUGGUAUUUUGUAUAUUAUUAUUUAUUGUGCCGAGCUCAUUGCCCGGGUCUCGCCGGUCCGGCCUCCCGAUUGCCCAUUUACGGAGGCCGCACCACAUUCGAGGCCACCAACUAUUUUAUUAGUAUUAAUUUAUAAUUUAAUUUGUGAAACACAAACAAAAAAUGGAGCACCAAAAGUUUAAAAAGCCAAACAAAUAUAUGUGUUUG
This is a messenger RNA of Aricia agestis (brown argus), 2151 nucleotides long. It is a transcript of the gene ple, whose product is annotated as tyrosine 3-monooxygenase. The coding region runs from base 152 to 1801 and encodes 549 amino acids. NCBI's taxonomy places the organism in Eukaryota, Metazoa, Arthropoda, Insecta, Lepidoptera, Lycaenidae. The record is from RefSeq and is a predicted model, not a curated record. The transcript has 8 exons. Gene Ontology annotation, molecular function: iron ion binding; tyrosine 3-monooxygenase activity. Gene Ontology annotation, cellular component: cytoplasm; perikaryon; axon. Gene Ontology annotation, biological process: dopamine biosynthetic process from tyrosine.